CGGCGCGUGCGCAGUGUGGAGGCAGCGCGAGCUGGAGCGGCGGAUCAACAGCGCGAGGAGUUUUAGCUCGUAAUUCUUAUAUCUGUUAAUUGAUGUGUUUAUGAAUCUGCGCCAUGGCAGGAAUUAAAGCUCUCAUCAGUCUGUCGUUUGGAGGAGCGAUCGGGCUGAUGUUCCUGAUGCUCGGCUGCGCUCUGCCCGUCUAUAACGAGUACUGGCCGCUCUUCCUCCUCUUCUUCUACAUCCUGUCGCCCAUCCCGUACUGCAUCUCUCAACGCGUGGUGGACGACACGGAUUCUGCUAGUAAUGCCUGUAAAGAGCUCGCCAUAUUCCUCACCACGGGAAUCGUUGUGUCUGCGUUCGGGCUGCCCAUCAUAUUCGCCCGCGCUAGUGUGAUCGCGUGGGGAGCGUGCGCUCUCGUCCUGACGGGAAACAUCGUGAUCUUCGCCACCAUCAUGGGCUUCUUCCUGGUGUUUGGGUCGAACGACGACUUCAGCUGGCAGCAGUGGUGAAGCCUGACGCCGCGUCCGGACUGUUUCACUGAAAUACUGUUACUGCUUUUAUUUAUAAUUGCCGCCCAUCAUUAGACGCAGGAAAUCAGUGCAAUAAUUUAGCUGGUUUUAGAUUGGUCUGACCUCAGAUAGACAUUUGUUUUGUGUCCUCUCUCAUCUCACGCAUGCACGCUCUCAUGAGUUCAGGUGGUCGCAGGAAAACACUGGAGACAAACACGUUUCGUCUGAGCAUUGGACGAAAGUUACUCCUGUCUGAAACAUUUCAAAUUAAUAUGAAACAUUUCCAAGCAUCUGUACACGGCAGAUCAGUCAUAUUCUUAAUUUAAGACCAUAUCAAUAUUAAUAUCAAAGUUAGUUUUUUUACCUAAUUGGCAGUUUUUGUUUUGAUGCAUAAACCUCACAACGUUUGUCUGAUCGACGCUUAUAACGAACAAUAAAACUUGACAAUGCCGUUAGAAAAAUAAUAAACAAUUGAAGGAUGCAACAUAUUUUACUGGAUAAUAAAUGCUUGAGAAAUGAUUUUUGGACCAUCUCGAAACUGACAUUUGCAUUUUGUGUUUGAUUGUAUUUAUUUGUUUUGCGGAUAUAUUCUUGUUUAUGUUUCAGCUUCUCGCUUAUUCCAUGUUAACUGUGACAUUUCUGUUGAUUUGAAGGAUUUGGUAAGUUGCUCCGUGAAGGCGUUGAAACCUCACAGUAACCAUCAGCUAACUAUCAACAUGCCUGUUACAUACAAGUCAUUGAUUUAAAGGAAUGUACAUUAGCUCAUAUGUCAUCAUGAACUCAGAGUAAGACGAGAUCAUGCGAGUGUUUGUAAACGGAUCUGGACUCUGUUCUAGACUCUCGUGAGCAUGAAGAGAGGAUUGAUGAGAUUUAAGAAGUGUAACACGUGUAUCUACUGUUAUUGUGAGUGAUUCAUCAGUGCAUGUUAUUCCCCCCCAAAUGAUUUAUAUUACUGGCUCCGCCUCUGAAAGUCUGCGGUCAUAUAGACCCUUCACACCGUCCCAUCUAUUUAAUAUCUCGUUUCACUAGAAACUCUGUUUCAUGUUGACUUUAAGGUUUUCUGUUCGUCACUGUCUGAGCAGAACCGAUGUAACGUGACUUUUCUAUCUUGUUCUUUUUUUCUUUUCUUUUUUUUUAUUAAAUAAAAGCCAUUUAG
Xyrauchen texanus (razorback sucker) is the source of this 1665-nucleotide messenger RNA. RefSeq names its product leptin receptor overlapping transcript-like 1. Bases 114 to 509 code for a protein of 131 amino acids. Lineage: Eukaryota; Metazoa; Chordata; Actinopteri; Cypriniformes; Catostomidae. Gene Ontology annotation, cellular component: endosome. The record is from RefSeq and is a predicted model, not a curated record. Gene Ontology annotation, biological process: late endosome to vacuole transport via multivesicular body sorting pathway; negative regulation of growth hormone receptor signaling pathway. The transcript is spliced from 4 exons.